UUUUUGUUUACCUGCAGAUAUUUUAGCUGUUGUGUGUACAAUGUCACCGUCUCCGAUCCGCUGUCGCGGACCUUGGAAAAUACAUAAGCGUUGUUCGGAAACGGAUAGAUGGCUUGACGAAAUGGGUUUCUAUAGAAAACACACAGCUAGGGAUUCCAGCUGCCUUUUCAGGGUCGUCUCCGAAAAUAUUUAUAAUAUACAGAAGUAUUUUCACAAAGUGAGGGUGGAGUGUGUUCGUUUUAUGGCCUCUAGGAGACAACUAUUCGAAGGGUCAUUGAAUUGUCCAUUUGAAAACUAUCUCAAAGAGAUGUCUAAUCCAUCAGAGUGGGGUGGACUUGUUGAAAUUUCGGCAAUGAGUCACUUGUAUAGACGUGAUUUUGUUAUUUUCGAAGCUAACAAAGGUCCACAAACCAAUAUAUCAAACGGUUAUGGAAACCCAAUAUACUUGUUUUAUUGCCUUGAAACAAAACAUUUUGAUGCAGUAUAUACUAAAGAAUUUAUAAAUGCAUCAUCAUUUUGUCAGUCUUUGGUCUAUGAAGUUCUUUAUGAUGGAGUAUACCAGCUCAAAGAAUUGCCAUAUGCUGUUGAUAAAAUGCUGCAUGACAAGGUACCAACAAAUCACAUAGAGUAUUUCAUGUCAGAGAAUGUAGAACGCCGUAAGAGACAGAAGGAGAGAGCUAAGAUUUUCGUAGAAGCUCCAAACGAUGACGACAAGGACAGAAAUAAUAAUGCGGUCACUCUUAAAUGCAAGCACCACACUGAGGAUGUAGAAAGGGCUAGUCUUCUUAAGGAGUCUCUCAGUAUAUUCGUGUUCAAUCGUAGUUUGAUACAACUUGAAAAUAUCUGUAUGAAUUGCUUGAAUGUGAACAGUGCCAAAGACUUGAUUGAUAAUGGUAUAACACCGUUUCCUUACAAAGUGGCCAAAGCCUUAGACCCUGACAUAUACAGAAAUAUCGAAUUUGAUGUGUGGAAUGAACUCAGACGAGAGAUGCGUUUCGGAGCUAGAUAUUCCGAUGGUACAACUUUGCAAGUAGGAGUAAAAUGCCUGUGUAGAUUGCAACCCGAACAAACGGUAGCAUAUCAUUGCCAUAUCCAGGAGAUGCGCCCGGAUGGGGGGCCUUGUCUGGUCUUUAUUGAGGAGUUGGGGGAGAAGCGUGUGGUGAAUUAUGACCAGCUGGAGCCUCUGCCCCUGGAUGAGAUUAGACCCUGGGCGCCUCCAUAUAGGUACUCUCGUGCCAACUCUCAGUUCCUGACGCUGAGUCAAAUGUUGCAGCAAAUAGGCAGCGUUACUCGAAAGCAAGGGCUGAAAGUGAGAAAUAAAUCGAAAAAUGCUAACGACGAGUCAAAGGUCCCCGAGAGAACUAUAAAGCAGGCUCCUAAACUGUCAUGGAAGGAGGAAAACGGGGCGGAUGGGCACCAAGUACCUCAAUACCUACCCCAAACCGAUAUUGAAUUCUCUACAUACCAACAUUUGGAUUAUGUUAACUUUGAACCAAUGCCUGUUGUACUGCAAGCGCUGCCCCUGAUGGCGGACUGCCGGCCGGCGGCCGCCGUGGCCCACGAGCUCGCACACGCGGCGUCCAACGGUGCGCCUUCUGACGCCCACCACCCCCAGCCUGCUCAGCCUACGAGCGGCGAGAUGGGUAGUCACGGGGUCAAUUCCCCGGCGGCGCGCGCAUCCACGCCCGCCACCACCUCCGCUUCGUAUGCAGUGGGUGCCGUGGCGGCAGCAGGCGCGGGUGUGGCGAACGUGGCGAGCGUGGCGAGCGUGGCGGGCGUGUCGGGCGUGGCGGGCGCGAACAACGGCGCGGCGUACGGCGCGGCGUGCGGCCCGUACGCGUGCGGCGUGAAGUCGCUGGUGUGGUGCGCGCCGCAGUCGCCGCCGCCGCACGCGCCGCCGCACGCGCCGCCCGCGCCGCUGCUGGCGCCGCCGCCGCCGCCGGUGCCGCCGGUGCCGCACGCGCCGCCGCCGCCGCCGCCGCCGCCCGGCGUCGCGCUGCACGUGCACAAGAGCAUGCUCGCCAACGGCGCUGAUCUGCCCAUGAAUGAUGUUCCAACUCUGCGGUACUACUACAACCUGGGCGUGGACUACAUGUGGUCGAUAUACGGACCUCCGCCGCCGCCGCACAUGAUGCGACAUUACUCCCCACGGGAUAUGACGCAGGAUAUGCAGCAGAUGUCUCUACACGAUCGCGCCAACCACAACGGCAACGACCACAACCACAAGAACAAAUCUAACAGCAAUGACAAGCAACAGCUGAACAAUCAGACGAAGGGCAAUGGACAACGACCACUGCUGGGGCCCAGAUUUAAACGUGGUGGAAAUAAUCAAGACGGCGGCCAAACGUCCAAUCACAAUCAAAACAAGGGGCAUAACAACAAUAUGGGGAACAAAGGGCCCAAUAAUCGGCGUUCAUUGGUCCGCAGCCGCAACUCGCACGUGGAGUCCCGCGUGGCGGCGGGCGGCGGCGGCGGCGGCGGCGGCGGCGCGGGCUACGUGGAGGCGGGCGGCGGCGCGGCGCUGGCGGACGGCGGCGCGCCCGACGGCGCCGUCGGCGCGUCCGUGGUGCCGCUGCCGUACAUCCCGUACCCGCCGCCGCUCUACCCCGUACCCUACUACCCGGUGGAAUCCGAUCCGACUAUGAUGAGCAUGAUGGGUGGCAUGAGCUACGUAAGCUACGACGACGGCAUGGAGUACGGCGCGCCGCUGCAGUACUACCCGCCGCCGCCGCACUUCGCGCCUCACCACCACCAGCCGCACCAUCCGCACCCGCACCCUCACCAGCACCAGCACCAGCAUCACCAGGACCACAAGUAGGACGCUGCCACCCACACCAGCCAGUAGUCUGCGUCCAACUCGCACGUGUCCUGCCAGUACUGAAUAACACUACUUGGAGACACAGCGAUGAAAUCUAACAAUACGAUAACUAAAGAGUGACCUCCUCCCCCCUCAACCUGAACCCCCCAAAAAAAGGGUUUUUCAUGUAAAUUUACUUAUAAACCUAUUCUAAUUAUUGAAAAGUUCAAGAUUAUGAGUUGAUUUUGAAAUUGUUGAAUUUUUCAGUAAUUGACACAGGUUUAUAUCAGAUCUUGCGAGUUAUAAAUAAGGGGAACGAUCUGCGGAAUGUAGUGGCUUAACUUCCGCGAUUUAAAGGUUACUUUAAAAUUUGUAAAACCAAUUAGCUAGUUAAAUUUGGUCGCUGUGUAUUUAGCCUAAUAAAUAGGCGAAGAUCGUACUUGGGAAGUGUUCACACCAAACAUAUGCGUAAUCUUAACAUAAUACUCGAGUUUUUUUGAGAGAAAUUAAAACAGCUUGUAGUCAGUGGCUUACGUGUAACAAUCAAGUAGCGUUGGUUCCAAAUAAAUGAUACAAUAUGCAAAGUUUGUACACAGUGGAACGCUGGCUCUAUCGUUCACCGUAUGUUCGGUUUGAGCACUCCCUUAUGCUUCUUUUGUACUAGCACGGGACACUGUAAGGAUCAAGAAGCUGUACUAAAUAGGGAUUGGAAUGCCAAUAAAAUUCUUCACUAAAUAACCCUAUCUCAUUACAAUUAAACACUAAAAAUAUCCUGUCAAGUGUGAGUGAGAUGGACGAUAGCUAGAUAUUUUUGACAGUUCUCUCUAUUAAAUACCUAUAAUUGAAGUGUAAGAGAGAUGGGAGACGCUAAAAGAAGUACAUUAUUAUUAUAAUUGGUUCCAGUUUCAAUGUCUAUUUAGUUUAGUUUCUUGUUUGGGUUCGGAUGGCUUACUCGCCGAGUUUAGAUAAAUUUGCAUCAGAGCGUGAAUAUUUGAGUACAUUAUUUGAAUAUAUAUACUAUCUAUGAAUAAGUUUUAAUUAUUGCUAUUAAAAUUUGGAUGAAAACUUUCAGGUAACAGUCAAGUCAACAGACUUUCAGAAAAUACUAUAAAUAUAUCGUAUAAAAUAUAUGUUUGAUCCUUCGUAUAAAAUUCUUCCAUGACUUUUCCCAAUAAAUGUACGCAUAUAUUCAUCGCUCCAUUAUUGUAAACUCAAAAAUAUACCUUAAAAUUAAAACGUAAAUUUGAAAAUUCAGGAAUUAUAUGCAAAAAAAAAAUUAUAGGUUAAAACACUACGAUACUUACCGUAUUAGUAUGAACAAGUAGUAACUAUAUAGUAUCAUUUAUUUCAAACAUUUCAUUUAAUCUUUUAAUAUUUUUCUACGGUCUGGUCCUGAAUAGAGUUCUAAAAUUAAUCUUAUUUAUAUUUGAAAAAUAAUUCAAUUUUUAUUUAUCAAAAAGUUGUUUAAUUUAUUGAUAUAAACAUACCUUGCUAAUUCUGAAUUGGCGAAUCUGUCUCACAAAGUGAGUUUUACAUAGGAAAUGUUUAAAAACAUAAAGUAACUUAAUUGUAAUAUAAAUAACUCUUUUUCAUAUUUUUGUUCGUAUUUGCCGUUGUUAAAAUUAAAUAUAAUAUUUAUUU
Molecule: messenger RNA, 4438 nt
Organism: Galleria mellonella (greater wax moth)
Lineage: Eukaryota; Metazoa; Arthropoda; Insecta; Lepidoptera; Pyralidae
Gene: otu
Exons: 14
Coding region: 41-2818 (925 amino acids)
Biological process (GO): protein deubiquitination
Molecular function (GO): cysteine-type deubiquitinase activity
Source: RefSeq, a predicted model, not a curated record